CCUGACUUGAUUGUUUACACUUAAGGCAGAGAAAGCGGUAGAUUAGUAUAGAGUACAGUACAGUACAGUACCCGUCUACCAUGAUUUCCUAUCUUCUAGAAGAAUGCUUCUGCCUCGCUCAUCUCUCCUGCUGUCUCGCAUUGUGGAUGAGACCACGGAGUAAUCAAGUGAGACUGAACAGCAGUGCCUGAGCCCGCGAUGGAACCAUCACCCGCCGUUUUGGCCCCAAUGCCGCUAAGCCUGGCGUGGGAUGGGCGAUUUGGAUGGGUUCAAUUGAAUUGGAUCGCCGGUUCUUUCUUUGUCUUGGUGUCGGGCUCAGGGCUGCGGCUGAACAGCGUCUGGUCUCCACCCGAUCCCUGGCUUGGUUUGUUUUUCAUACAGUGUGAGCAGUACUUGUACAGUACAGUACAUGUACUUACCUUUCCCCAUUUCGACUACUUCCGACUUCGAAUUUGAUCCACCCUAUAUUAUAUCUAGUCUAUAUUGAAUGACCUUGACUAUUUCCAAGAC
Molecule: messenger RNA, 510 nt
Organism: Aspergillus japonicus CBS 114.51
Lineage: Eukaryota; Fungi; Ascomycota; Eurotiomycetes; Eurotiales; Aspergillaceae
Exons: 1
Coding region: 199-456 (85 amino acids)
Source: RefSeq, a predicted model, not a curated record